AUGCCUGUCCGUAAAGCAGCUACAACAGUUUCAAAAAAGAGUUCUGGCUCGGUUAAUCACUUUCCUAGAACCUCUGGGCUUAAGUAUUAUGUGGGUGCUCAUAUCAGUACAGCUGGAGGCGUAGAGAAUGCGAUUCCAAAUGCGUUAAAGCUGGGAUGUAACGCUUUUGCAUUUUUUCCAAAAAAUCAACGGCGCUGGUCGUCGGCUCCUUAUAAAAAAGAAAAUAUUGAUGGAUUUCAUUCAAACUGCUCACACGAUCAUUUUAAUGCAAAGAAGGAAUUAUUACCACACGGUUCAUACCUCAUUAAUUUAGGGAAUCCAGAUGCAGCAAAGCGAAAACAGUCUCAAGAAUCAUUUGAAGAUGAUUUAACGCGCUGUGAGCAGCUUGGAGUCGGUUUGUACAAUCUUCAUCCAGGCUCAGCUGUCGGUGGUGCAGAUAAGAAUGCUACUAUUAAGCACAUUGCUUCGGGAAUCAAUAAGGGUAUUGCUGCGACAAAAUUCAUCAAGGUGGUUUUAGAAAAUAUGGCUGGUCACGGCCAUAUUAUAGGAUCCAACUUGCAAGAUUUAGCAGAUAUUAUAGAACUUGUGAAAGACAAGAGUCGUAUUGGUGUCUGUAUAGAUACAUGUCACACAUUUGCUGCUGGAUACGAUAUUCGAAAUCAAAAAACAUUUGAUGAGUUUUGGACUAAGUUUGAUGAGAUUGUUGGGUACCAAUAUCUUGCAGGAAUUCAUUUGAAUGACAGUAAGGCGCCAUUGGGAAGCAAACGCGAUUUACAUCAGAAUAUUGGUCUUGGAUUUUUAGGUUUGGAAACUUUCCGAUUGAUCAUGAAUAAGGAGGAACUACAGGGCAUCCCCAUGAUUUUAGAGACACCUAUACCUAAUGAGGAAAAGGUCAAUAAGGGUUUAGAGGCUGAUAUUCGUGGAGAAGAAGUCAAGCUGUUAGAAUGGUUGAUAGGAAAAGACGUGGAUGAUAAAGAGGUUAUUGAAAAAAGCGAAGAGUUGCAAAACAAGGGAGAAAGAGAACGUAAAGAACACCAAGAAAAGUUUGACAAAAAGAAGGAAAAGGAAGAAGCCUCUUUAAGUAAAAAGAGAAAAAAUACUGUGGAUUUGGAUUUCUUUGCACCUAAAAAAAGAGGGUCUACCAAAAAAGCUAAGAAAGAAGAAUCUGAAUAA
This is a messenger RNA of Magnusiomyces paraingens, 1173 nucleotides long. RefSeq lists its product as uncharacterized. Lineage: Eukaryota; Fungi; Ascomycota; Dipodascomycetes; Dipodascales; Dipodascaceae. Gene Ontology annotation, molecular function: DNA binding; DNA-(apurinic or apyrimidinic site) endonuclease activity; zinc ion binding. The coding region runs from base 1 to 1173 and encodes 390 amino acids. Gene Ontology annotation, cellular component: mitochondrion; nucleus. Gene Ontology annotation, biological process: base-excision repair. The record is from RefSeq and is a predicted model, not a curated record. The transcript has 3 exons.